Zerene cesonia (dogface butterfly) is the source of this 2343-nucleotide messenger RNA. RefSeq names its product prolactin-releasing peptide receptor-like (gene NGR-A7). Gene Ontology annotation, cellular component: neuron projection; plasma membrane. The record is from RefSeq and is a predicted model, not a curated record. The transcript has 2 exons. Lineage: Eukaryota; Metazoa; Arthropoda; Insecta; Lepidoptera; Pieridae. Gene Ontology annotation, molecular function: neuropeptide Y receptor activity; neuropeptide binding. Bases 81 to 1403 code for a protein of 440 amino acids. Gene Ontology annotation, biological process: G protein-coupled receptor signaling pathway.
CAUUAAACACCGCUCGUAAAGUUGACAUCUCCUGAAGAUACUGCCGAGUUUUAUCGCUGGAAUUACUUCGAUCGACAAGAAUGAAUGGCACCCUUAACUACACUGCACUUAAUGUCACGGAGAAAUAUAACGACUCUCAAGGUGCCGCUACUCCCACCCAGCAGAUACACAAUUAUGAAAACAUCAUCGACAACAAAUGGGUCCAGGCCAGUUUCUGCAUCGUUUAUACUAUUAUAUUCGUGCUAGGGCUACUCGGAAACCUACUAGUCUGCUACGUCGUGAUUCGAAACAAAGCCAUGCAGACAGUUACCAACUUGUUUAUAACCAAUCUAGCUCUUUCUGAUAUACUACUUUGCUUAUUUGCCGUCCCCUUCACUCCGCUAUAUUCUUUCCGUGGUUCUUGGAGUUGGGGGUCUUUAUUAUGCCACAUGAUGCCUUCCGCACAAGGUUGCAGUGUAUACAUAUCCACUUUAACUCUUAUGUCUAUAGCUAUCGAUAGGUUUUUCGUAAUCAUAUAUCCGUUCCGACCGCGAAUGAAAAUAGAGACUUGUAUCACAGUUAUUAUUAUGAUAUGGACUUUUUCGGUGACGGUCACUUUGCCGUACGCAAUUUAUAUGACGUAUUACGAUUUGGAAAUCGGUAGAUUCUGUGAAGAAACGUGGCCGUCGGAGAAACUGCGACGCAUAUUCGGUUCGGUGACUUCUGUGCUUCAAUUCGUGUUGCCGUUCACUGUGAUUGCGUUUUGCUAUACAUGCGUGAGUUUCAAAUUGAACGACAGAGCGAAAGCUAAAGCGGCGAGUAAAAAUACUAGAAAGGAAGAGUUCGAUAAAAAUCGGAAACGGCGCACGAAUCAAAUGCUCAUAGCCAUGGUGACGAUAUUCGGCCUGUCGUGGUUGCCUUUGAACGUAACAAAUCUAUAUAACGACUACUACAUCUAUGCUAUUCACUCGCGCUUUUACUUUUUGAUAUUUUUCGUGUGUCACGUGAUAGCUAUGUCUUCGACGUGUUACAAUCCGUUCAUUUACGCGUGGAUGAACGAGAACUUCCGUAAGGAGUUCAAGCAACUGAUACCAUGUAUAGAUACGGCUGGUCAGUUGCGAGGGAACAUACCGUUGCAGCAAUUAGGCGCUUGCCAAUCAGAGAAAACGUUCAAUGGGAACACGGCGACGGACAGUUUUAUGGGUUCGAGCUCGCAAAGGGGUACUUCGUUUAGGCAUAAAAGGAAGCCGAGUGCCGCUGCGGACGUUGAAAAGAGCGGCGUCGAAUUAAACGAGGACCUAUUGAACGUGGACGUGAAACAUUGCCACAUUUCGACCAGUUACAACUUGCGAAGGGAGUCGGUGAAAUUGCGGCUUAUAAAUGAGGAGUCGUUUGAUGGCACUCCGACACAGAGUCAAUUCUAACGGUUGAUUGCCCGGGUGCGCUUCUGGAGACGUUCCCAGGUAUGAGAAGAAUGGAACACGGAGAGUUGUCUAACGAUAUUUUUAGAAUGUUUUUAUGAAGAAUUCUCCAACUCUGAAUACGCUUAUGAUUAUGGAAUUAAAUUUUUGAAUGAAUAACUGUAUCUAAGGGUAAUAUAGUAAGAGUUAAAUUAUUGCAUACAUUGACUUGCGCAGCAGAUGUGCAGUGCGAUAUUUUUAAAACAUAUAUUAACAAAAGUAUAAGUAAUUUUUUUUUAUAAUUAGAUAAGCACUUAUCUCGUUUUCAGCACUGCACUGUAUUAUAGUUGUACGUGUGUGCGUGUGUGUCAAUAUUUGUAAUUAAUGUAAAAGCUAAUAAUUAUUGCUUUGUUUCAUUAUUUAGGUCAAAUACUUGGACACAGAAAGAGCAUUGAUUAAAUUCAAUCAAUGUCAAUUUAUUUCAUCAACAGAUGAUUAGUAUCGAUUGCCGAAACCUUCAGCUAUUGAAGACAAAUCAAAGUCAAAUUAUCUGUGACACUGAGUGUCAUAUUCAUAGACCUUAGAUUUAUAUUCAAUAUAUUCUUUGCUUUUAGAAAUUUCCCUGUAAACAUUAGAGAAUAAACAACUGUGUUUCAUCAUUGCAAUGAAUAAUUAUGAUUGUGCUAUUACUACUUAAUAUGUGUAAACGUAACUGUGGCCGCAUCUCAGUAUAUUUAUUUAUUUAUUUAUAAUACUUUAUUGUACAAAACAGAAAGUAAAGUGUAUACAAAAUAAUGGCACAAUGAUAUUCGAACAAAAGGCGGCCUUAUGCAUAUCUUAUCAGAUCACUAAUAUAUCAUCUUUGAUAAGUUGUCUUUGAUGCACACACCUAGGUUAUAUAGUAUACCUAGAUUUUUGCUUACAUCAAAUCGAUCGAAAAAAAUUAUACGUUUUGUGCGUUUUU